AUUGGGUUCCUUCGAAAGAGGCGGGGCUUGUUUCCAGGAAGUGACUACCGCAACACAGCCAAAGCGUGCCUCGUUUUCGCUCGUUUGUUAUUGAAUCGUUCAAAUUUCUACAUUGAUCCACGUUGAAUAAUAAUGGGCGACGACGAGGAGAAGUAUGACGGGAUGCUUAUGGCUAUGGCGCAGCAGCACGAAGGCGGAAUACACGAGUUAGUAAAUACAUUUUUCAGUUUCUUACGGCGAAAGACUGACUUUUACACCGGCGGUGAUGCAGGUGCCGCUGAAAAGCUUGUCAAGGAUGCUUUCGCCCACCACAGCAAGAUGGCAAAGGAGGCCCACGGGGAAAAGCAGAAGAAACAGGAGAAGGAAAAGAAGGAGAAAGCUCAACGGGCCGCCCAGCUAGCACAGGAGGAAGAGCGCAAGAAGAAGAGUCAGGAGGCGCCAAGGAUUCAGGAACUUACUGACGAGGAAGCGGAGAAACUUCAGACGGAACUCGAUGAGAAAAAGAAAGAUGAGACAAGCAAGGAAACUGAGAAGGUGGAAAAAACAGUGGACAAAGAAGAUAAAGAUAAGGGGUCAGACUCAGAGGAAGAGGACGAGAAGGACAAAGACAAACUAAAGCCGAAUGCAGGAAACGGCGCCGACCUGCCCAGCUACAAGUGGACUCAGACGCUGUCUGAAUUGGACCUGACGGUGCCAUUCGACGUGAAGUUCCGCGUCAAGGGCCGAGACGUGGUGGUGGACAUCCAGCGACGCUCCCUCAAGGUGGGCCUGAAAGGACACCCGCCCAUCGUGGUGGGUCAGCUCUUCAACGAGGUGAAGGUGGAAGAAAGCUCCUGGUUGUUGGAUGACGGCAAGGUUGUGGUGGUCCACUUGGAGAAGAUUAACAAAAUGGAGUGGUGGAGCAAGGUCGUUGACACGGAUCCGGAAAUAAACACCAAAAAGAUCUGCCCAGAGAACUCAAAGUUGUCAGACCUGGACGGCGAAACGCGCGGCAUGGUGGAAAAGAUGAUGUACGACCAGCGGCAGAAGUCAAUGGGCCUGCCCACGUCCGAAGAGCAGAAGAAGCAAGACAUCCUGAAAAAGUUCAUGGAGCAGCAUCCUGAGAUGGACUUCUCCAAAGCCAAAUUUAGCUGAGAUCUGCAGUGGGUGUCCACGUGUGUAUGUGUGUGUCCACUGUGAUGCCUGGCUG
Molecule: messenger RNA, 1189 nt
Organism: Syngnathus acus (greater pipefish)
Lineage: Eukaryota; Metazoa; Chordata; Actinopteri; Syngnathiformes; Syngnathidae
Gene: nudc
Product: nudC nuclear distribution protein
Exons: 9
Coding region: 133-1134 (333 amino acids)
Biological process (GO): protein folding
Cellular component (GO): cytoplasm
Source: RefSeq, a predicted model, not a curated record